CUGGCGGGGUGGGGAGAGGCAGAGGACGAAGUGAAAUCCCUUUGCUGGACAUGAGGCGGCUUCAGAGACAAACAACACAAUGCGAGUGCAAAUAACAAAAGGGAAAAAAAAAAAAAAGGAGAACGAGAGGGAGACCGGGAACAAUGGGGGAGGAGAGGAGGCUCGCCGCGCCGCGCCUGGCCGCCGCCGGCACCCCGGCAGGCAGGAGGAGGAGGAGGAGGCGGAGGAGGAAGGCGAGGUGGCGGUAGCGGGGAGGGGGCUGCGUGGGGACUCCCCCUGGCGCGCCUGGGCUGCCUCAGACCAUCCCCGAUCUCCUCCCCGCCCGUUCCGCCGCGCUCCGGGGCGGCCCUGCGCGGCGGCCACCGGACCCCCGUCCGGGCGCUGGAACCCGAGAGGGAAGCAGAAGUUUGGGGUCCCACCGCGCCCUUCCCCUCCGCGCUCUCCCUCAGGAGCCGGCGAUGAGGCGGCGGGUUCGAAGCCCCCCGGUGUCCCCCCGCGGGCCCAGGGGUUACCUCAGCGGCGGGCGGGGGCCGGCAGGACUGCUGCUCUCUGCUCCCUCCUGGAACCCUUGCCCGGGGCGGAGGGGCCCGGGCAGCCCCCGCUGUGUCACCGCUCCCCCAGGCAGGCGGGGAGCGAACGCCCUGUCUCCGCUGCCCGCCUCUGCCCCGGACCCCACGGUUACCUCCUCCUCCUCCUCCUCCUCCUGCUUCUCCGCCAGCACCCCCCGCCCGCUCCUCGGGGGAGCGCAGCCGUGUCCCGGGCUGGCCCCGCGGGGACCCGGCCGGGCGCUCCCGGGGCUCCGCGCCUGGGCGGGGGGUACGCGUGGCUGGGUGUGUGGGGAGUUGUGUUUUCCUCUGGGCAGCCUCUUGCUCUGCCUGUCCCUGACCCGGCUGCUCGGGAGCCCGUCCUGUGCCGCGGGGUGCGAUGCGCCCCGGGGCGCGGGGGGUCGGCGGCCGCGGCCCCACGGCCGGGAGGGGUUUGA
This is a messenger RNA of Myiozetetes cayanensis, 982 nucleotides long. RefSeq names its product cuticle collagen 2C-like. Lineage: Eukaryota; Metazoa; Chordata; Aves; Passeriformes; Tyrannidae. The transcript is spliced from 3 exons. Bases 80 to 982 code for a protein of 300 amino acids. The record is from RefSeq and is a predicted model, not a curated record.